This is a messenger RNA of Cucumis sativus (cucumber), 1583 nucleotides long. RefSeq names its product ABC transporter I family member 1. Gene Ontology annotation, molecular function: transmembrane transporter activity; ATP hydrolysis activity; ATP binding. NCBI's taxonomy places the organism in Eukaryota, Viridiplantae, Streptophyta, Magnoliopsida, Cucurbitales, Cucurbitaceae. The transcript has 3 exons. The coding region runs from base 284 to 973 and encodes 229 amino acids. Gene Ontology annotation, biological process: cytochrome complex assembly. The record is from RefSeq and is a predicted model, not a curated record.
CUUCUCCCCUAUAAUUUGUCCUUUGACAAUUACCCACGAUUUAUGCCCUUUCUCAAUCGCCGUCGUCCACCUACGCUCACCCAGCCUCUUACUCACUCUCAGUAGCCACCCCCCUUGGUCGACGGAGUCCAUAAAUCGGCUCUCGCUCUUUCUCUCUCUCCAUCGCUCACCAUCUGUCUCUCUGGUCCUCCAUCACCCUGCGGCACUCCAUCUUUUUCUUGCCGGAAGUAUUGGUGAAUGUAGUUUCAUAUGAAGCUGAGCCUAAAAGAGCAAACUCAGGACGAUGUCUCUUAGAAAACCGCCCCCUCCUCGGCUUCUUCUCGACCAGGUCUCCUGUAUGCGAAAUGCCCAGCAAAUCCUUAGAAAUGUUAACGUCUCGAUCCAUGAUGGCAGUGCACUCGUGCUGUCAGGGAGCAAUGGUUCAGGCAAAACAACAUUCUUACGAAUGUUAGCCGGAUUCUCCCGACCUUCUGCCGGUAGGAUCCUAUGGAAUGGGCAUGACAUUACAGAAUCUGGAGUAUUCCACCAAUACAAACUUCAGCUGAAUUGGCUCUCACUUAAAGAUGCCAUUAAAGAGAACUUUACCAUCAUUGACAACGUUCAGUGGUUCGAGCUGCUUGAGGGGAAGCAUGGCAAAUCAAUGCCUGCCAUCGAGCUGAUGGGGCUUGGAAGAUUGGCAAAGGAGAAGGCGAAAAUGUUAUCGAUGGGGCAACGUAAGCGCCUGCAACUUGCAAGAUUGUUGGCGAUCGAUAGACCAAUUUGGCUGCUUGAUGAGCCUUCAGUUGCAUUAGAUGAUGAUGGGGUCAAGUUGCUGGAAUACAUCAUUGCUGAACAUAGAAGGAAAGGUGGGAUUGUCAUUGUAGCAACACAUAUUCCAAUAGAUAUUGAAGAUUCCAUGAUCUUGAGGCUUCCGCCACGUUUCCCUCGGAGAAUAACCUUGGUCGAUAUGCUCGAUCGGUGUGACAUAUCGUAACUUUACCAACUCAAGCAUAGUUCAAAUCAAGCAAUGACUCAACGUCAACAUAGAUGGUUUGAAAUGGGUGUGUUAGAUGGUUUGAAAUGGGUGUGUUUGAUACCGAUGAAGUCUGAACGGUUGUCAAAGUUCUGUUGGCAUUGUGGAAUCAUUGGGCAUAAUCUCGAGGAAUGUAGUGGAAAAGUGAACGAUGAAGAAGUUGGGAAAACUUUUUAUAGGAAAAAGGGUUGAGUUUUAUUGAUUAUUGCAAUAAAUUUUCAUUUGAUACAAAUCAUGAAGGCUUCAAAGAUGAUUUAGUAAACGAAGGCAAUGAGAGGAUGAAAUAAGACUAAUGAAGAUUCUAUUUUGAAUAAAGGGAAUAUGCUGACUCAUUUUCUAAGUUUGUGAAGUUACAAUUUCUUGUUCGUGUUGGAAUGUUCGAGGAUAGGGGAUUUUUUUAUAUUUUGUCUUAUGAUGUAGGUGUACACGAUGAUUUCACUCGUGUUAAAUUUUUGGUUUUGUUGUUUUUAUUUUGUUUGAAAUAACGUGUAACAUUGUUACUUUGAGUAGAUUUAGGACUCAUUUGAAUAGUUGUUAUGGGUUUUCUUUUUAAUUGAAUUGGUUUGAGUGA